ACGAGAUCAAAUUAAUUUAAAGUUUGUAUUUAGAUCUUUCACCUUUCAAAAAUACUGCAGACAUUUACAGCGCAAGGAACCAUAUUUGGCAUAAUGGGACUAAAAUAACACUGUUCAACCUCCGUCAAUCAAAAUAGAAUGAUUGCAGUGAUUUUUUAAAAAAACAAAUUGCUUCAAAAACUGUAUUACAAUGGUAGUGAGAUUGCAAAUGUGAUAAGGAUUGGAAGACGUAAACAAAAACAAUCGAGCUAUUUUUCUGAAGUACCACAUGCAGUUUAAAGAUUCCAGUGAUUCAUGACAAUCGAUUUUCAUCAUGUAAAAAAAAAAAAGAAUGUGAAUAUGUCACUCAUGACUUGCACCGGUAUGUGCUAAAAGCUUGCUCACUAGCUAAAUGCGAAUUAGAAAUAAUACUGGUGGCUGAUUUGUUAUUUCAAAAAUAUGUUUUUAUGGUCAUUGCUUGCACCUGAGAGUUUGUUAGGUGAAUCUUGAACUGAAAAAUAUAAUGUAACCAGAAUAAAAUGUCCGAGAAAAAAAUACUAUUAUUGUAUUCGUAUUUUAUGAGGAAAAAAAAUCAUCAUCAGCGCAUAACACGGGAUACUUUAUCAUCCAUGUAUGUCAUCAUGGGGGGAUAUUUUAUUUUGUAUAAAUUUGGAAACUUUAUAAUAUUUCUCUUAUUUGCAUAUAUUUAUUAAUCAUCCCAGGAUAAACACAAAUUGUACACAAAUGUAUUUUCUAUGAAUGUAAAAACAAUUCAUUAUUUGCAUAUAUUUAUUAAUCCUACCAAAGGUGCCUAAGAAAUUGAAAGCAACUCUAUGUAAAAGCACAAAAAAAAAUUCUGAUGUGUUCGGGCUGAUUCUCAAAAUUGGAUCGAUAUGCAAUCACUUUUUUUUUUGUUGUUUUUUUACAUCCAUUCAAGCUGACCCUGAGCAAGAGGCGGGAUACACCCCUAACUGUUCUCCAGACAAACACGGGCCACACACAAACAGCCAUUCGUCUUUCCAUUCACAGCGAGUCAAAAAAGCGAGCAAAAGAUUUAUGUGGAGCCUGGACUGCAUUUUGUGUUAGGACCGAGAUACACUGCUGCUGUAAGCAGUUGUGGAUCAUGGAAAAAUGAAAGCUUCCUUUACCUUCCCACCCGUACCUGUCUUCGAUGUUCAGUAAGAAGGGUGUACAACUACUGUGAGUUUAACGUGCAAGACAUAAACUUCUGGCUUUCACAUUAUAUGUCUUUGGCCUGCGGUGGGCUUUUGAUCAACAACGGAAACUGUUGACAGGAAAUGAGAGGGCACACUAAACCGGCAAAUAUAUCGGAGUUCAUCUUUUGGUCUCGUUUUACAUCGUAAAAACACUGUCGCUAAAGUGCUGAAUUAGCUCUACAAGUGGGAACCAAACGACAACAUGUUCUCUUUGAUGAUGUCGUCUGACCACAUUGACAUUUCUGCACCGACAGUCAGUCAGGAAAUGCUAAUGUUAUCCAUCUGCCACUGAGAAACAAAAGAAGCAUCCAAACUCAGACCCUUUAUCACGCAAGAAGAUAAUGACCUAAAACAAAAUCACAAACGAGGAGGAUGUUGAAGACUUUAGACUGGCCAAGACCGUCAGCUGACUUAAACCCUAUUGAGCACGCAUGUGUAGGUUAGUCUCCAAAAUGGCUGCCAUCCUCUUCAAUCCAAAGUACAAACGAGUUCAGGACACAUGAUUGUAAUAAAUACUGAUGCAUUUGUGUUUGGGGUUAAAGUGAACACGAUAGCAAACUCAAAAUAUUUUCAUUUCUUUUGCUUUAGAUGACACACUUUUCUAUUGUCCCUUUGUCAUAGUCCCUCACGUGGUUCUUUGUGUUAAGCUUUUGAAACUUGAUAACAAUACGCUGAUUUGUGUGUGAUUAAUUAUUUUGCUUUGCACAAAUUCUGUUUCUGAAGCAGACCUUCAUAAUACCAGGCUGAUUUAAUUUUUUGGGGGGUUUUGCUCUAAGUUGAUUCAUUGAUAUUGUGAAAUCGUUACCAAUGAAUGAGCGCUAUUCAAAGUGUCAGAGUCUCAAACGGGACGCAACAACUAGAUAGCAAGUCUUGUACAGAAGAGCGUUCACUGAGAAGAGCCGGCUUGGGUUGACACCUGAAACGGCCAAUGCGAUGUCUGUGAAAUUGUCCCCUCCCCUUUUGUGUUCUACGUUUCAAGUCAUUAAACAUUUGAAGCUCUCUGGAGGAACUGCUGCACUUGCUGGGACAACAACGAAAUGCGGACGACGCUUCAUCUGCUGCUCCUGCUGAUCCCGUUUGGAGGAUACACGGGUCAGCCCACCUUCACAACAGAGACCAAAAAAGUUGGACAAAGUGUCUCUCUGGAAUGUCCCCGCAACUCCUCUGAAAUUAUGGCUCUUCAUAUUUGGAUUCGACUUGUUUCUGGAAGCUUUCCAGAAAUCUUAGGUCAGAUGUCAUCUUUUGAUAUGGCAGAACCCAAAACUGCGACAUCAAAGAGUGGACGUCGUAUAACAGUCAAGCAAAAGCCAGGGAAGUUUGUUCUGCAAAUUAGUCAGGUGCAAAAAAUUGAUACAGCGCUCUACUACUGUUUCAAAUUGCCAUCACGGUAUCAUAAAAUGGAAUUUUUGAAUGGAAUAUUUCUACUGGUCAAAGACGACCCAGAAGCAGAGACAGCCGUCACUGCUGUCACUCAUGACUUGCAGUUCAACGAGAGCCGAUCGCAGUGCUCGUUCGUCUCUCGCUCUGGUAAUAAAACGUGUGAGGAUGGACACAACUUUUAUUGGCUCAGAGCUGGACCACAGGAUUCAAAUCCCCACUUCAUUUACACUCAUGACGAAUGUGAGAAAGUGGCAAAGGGCUCCAUGCAGGAAUGCGUUCACGCUUUCCAUAACAACGUCGACACCGGAACGUACUCUUGUGCUGUGGCCACAUGUGGGCACAUUUUUAUGGCAAAGGCAACAAAGGUCAACAUGCAAGACCCCAGCAAGUCUGAUUUCCUAAAGACUGUCAUCUUCGUCAUGGCUGCUGCUUUGACCUUAAUCUCCAUCCUGUCAGCUUUUCUCAUAUACAAGGUCAAGACAAAAACGUUUUGUUGCUGCAUAGCCUGUUCUUCAAAGCAAAGCAAGAACCCUUGUGAUUUUCAAGGCCCUCCGACAUUAAAUAAGGAAGAAAAUGCCCGGCUUAACUCAACUGUGGUUUUCAGCAUGGUGGAAAGCAAUACACUAGAUGCAGCACAGACCAAGGCUUCGCUCAUGACUUGCGCCGUACGUGCUAAAAGCUAGCUCACUAGCUAAAUGCGAAUUACCAACAAUACUGCUGACAAAAAUAUGUUUCUAUUGUCAUUACUUGAAGCUGAAAAUUUCUUAGUUGAAUCUUGCACUGACAAAUAUAAUGCAACGUGAAUAAAAUUUCUGUGAAAAAAUACGAUUAUUGUAUUCAUAUUUUAUGAGAAAAAAAUCAUCAGCACAUUUGGAAAAAAAUUUGACAUUUAAUCAUCCAUGUAUGUCAUCAUUUUAUUUUGUAUGAAUGUAAAAUCUAAAAUUUUAUUACUUGCAUGUAUUAAUCAUCCAAGGAUCCUACACAAAUUGUCCACAAAUGUAUUUUCUGUGAAUGUAAAAACAGUUUAUUAUUUGCACAUAUUUAUUAAGCAUCCCAGGAUCCUAUCAAAGGUGCUGCAGAAAUUCAAAGCAACUGUAUGUAAAAGCACAACAAAUAUCUGAGGUGUUGGCUCAUUGUCAAAAUUGGAUCCAUAUGAAAUCACAAUUUUUUUUAUAUCCAUUCAAGCUGACCCUGAGCAAGAGGCGGGAUACACCCCUAACUGUUCUCCAGACAAACAUAGGGCACACACAGACAAACACGUCAUGUUCAACCUCCGUCAAUCAAAAUAGAAUGAUUGCAGUGAUUUUUAAAAAAAACAAAUUGCUUCAAAAACUGUAUUACAAUGGUAGUGAGAUUGCAUAUGUGAUAAGGAUUGGAAGAUGUAAACAAAAACAAUCGAGCUAUUUUUCUGAAGUACCACAUGCAGUUUAAAGAUUCCAGUGAUUCAUGACAAUCGAUUUUCAUCAUGGAAAAAAAAAAAAAAAGAAUGUGAAUAUGUCA
Molecule: messenger RNA, 4076 nt
Organism: Syngnathus typhle (broad-nosed pipefish)
Lineage: Eukaryota; Metazoa; Chordata; Actinopteri; Syngnathiformes; Syngnathidae
Exons: 6
Coding region: 2234-3259 (341 amino acids)
Biological process (GO): response to bacterium
Source: RefSeq, a predicted model, not a curated record